AUGACUUUGAAAGACGCUUCCAACUCAAAGAAGGGGGAAGAAAGGAGUCCGGCACCAACGAAGACCCCUAUCAAGCAAGUCGUUGGUCGAGAAGCGAUCAACCCUCAACCACUCACCAUCCAAAGUUUGGAAGCAUCCGACGACGACGAUCCAUCAGGAGAGGGAGAAGACACGGAGCGCCUGGAGGGCCAACUAGCGAAGCUUCGGGAAAAGCAAGCACUUCAAAUGGCCAGCACGCAAGGCCAACUGGAUCAAGUCAUGACCGCGUUGUCUGCAUUAACAAAGGCAAACAAUCACGCGCCUCCCAAUCCCCAAGAAGCCACAGAGGAGAGGAGGCGCCUCCGAGGAAAGAUGCAAGAGGUUGAGGUGCUACCCAUGAACUCCCCACGGGAGGGUGUGGGCGCCUCACCCAACGAGGACGCAAUCGAAGCUGACGACGAUGUCUACCUGGAGAAGUACGCCCGACUCAACUACGGCGCCUCGGAAGAAAGAAGCGCCCUGCAAUUUUUGUAG
This is a messenger RNA of Linum trigynum, 513 nucleotides long. The record is from the annotation of a GenBank genome assembly. Lineage: Eukaryota; Viridiplantae; Streptophyta; Magnoliopsida; Malpighiales; Linaceae.